CUCUGCUCUUCUACUCUUGCACCGCCGCCGUCCUUCAAAUGCGCCGCCACCUCAGUUACUGAGAAAGAUGAGAAGACCAAGUUCAUUGAGGCAUCAAAGAAAGGGAACCUAGUGCCUCUUUACCGAUGUAUCUUCUCCGAUCAUCUCACUCCGGUGUUGGCCUACCGCUGCCUUGUUCGAGAGGAUGACCGUGAAGCCCCCAGCUUUCUCUGCGAGUCUGUUGAGCAGGGUUCUCGUGGAACUAAUGUUGGUCGAUACAGCUUUGUUGGAGCUCAACCAGCAAUGGAGAUUGUGGCGAAGGAGAAUUUGGUGUCGGUCAUGGAUCACGAGGAAGGACACAGGACCGAAGAGAUUGUUGAUGAUCCCAUGAAAAUUCCGCAGAGAAUCACUGAAGGAUGGAGCCCACAGUGCCUUGAUGAGCUUCCUGACGUCUUUUGUGGCGGCUGGAUUGGUUAUUUUUCAUAUGACACUGUUCGUUACGUGGAGAAGAAGAAGUUACCAUUCUCCACUGCUCCAGGAGAUGACAGGGACCUUCCAGACGUCCACUUAGGACUCUACAAUAAUGUCAUAGUGUUUGAUCAUGUGGAGAAGAAAGCAUACGUGAUUCACUGGGUGCGCCUAGAUAGAUUCUCUUCUGUUGAAGAUGCCUAUCAAGAUGGGAAGAACGGACUGGAGCGAUUGCUAGCUAUGGUCCAUAAUGUAGAUAUCCCAAAGUUAUCAGCUGGAUCAGUGAAAUUACAUACCCGUCAGUUUGGGACGUCGUUAAAGACGUCAACAAUGACAAGUGAAGAAUACAAAAAAGCUGUAUUGCAGGCCAAAGAACAUAUCCUUGCAGGAGAUAUAUUUCAAAUCGUCUUGAGCCAGCGGUUUGAAAGACGUACAUUUGCUGACCCGUUUGAAGUCUAUCGAGCAUUAAGAAUUGUUAAUCCAAGUCCAUAUAUGACUUACUUACAAGCACGGGGAUGCAUUCUUGUAUCAUCGAGUCCUGAAAUUCUUACGCGCGUUAAAAGGAGAGAGAUUACCAACCGACCACUUGCUGGAACUGUUAGAAGAGGAAGGACAGAGAAAGAGGAUAAGAUUCUGGAGAAGGAAUUAUUGAGUGACGAAAAACAGUGUGCAGAACACAUUAUGCUCGUAGAUUUGGGUCGUAAUGAUGUGGGAAAGGUUUCAACUCCUGGUUCUGUAAAGGUGGAGAAGCUCAUGAACAUUGAAAGAUAUUCCCAUGUGAUGCACAUCAGUUCCUCGGUGACUGGAAAGUUGUUUGAUCAUCUCACUUGCUGGGAUGCUCUGCGUGCUGCAUUACCCGUGGGAACAGUAAGCGGAGCUCCAAAGGUAAAAGCAAUGGAAUUAAUCGACCAAUUGGAAGCAACACGUCGAGGACCUUACAGUGGUGGAUUUGGAGGAGUAUCAUUUUCGGGGGACAUGGACAUUGCCAUAGCUCUGAGGACCAUUGUAUUUCCAACUCGAACCCGUUAUGAUACAAUGUACUCUUACAAGGAUAUAAAUCGGCGCCAGGAAUGGGUGGCUCAUCUCCAAGCUGGAGCGGGAAUCGUUGCUGACAGCAAUCCAGAUGAUGAGCAGAGAGAAUGUGAGAACAAGGCUGCUGCUCUCGCUCGCGCUAUUGAUCUUGCUGAGUCUACUUUUGUUGAGAAAGAAUAAGCUGGCCUCCCUUGUACUGAUGCAUGUUUUCUAGGCAGUCAUGUGACAAACUAUACAUGUUUCUUUGAAAGAUAAUAUUUGUAAUAGAGUAGAUCAAGGUUGAAGAUCAAGAGCCAGGAUGUGACUUAUUUGUUCAUUAUGGUUAUUGUCGGUUAGCAAAAUUAGCAACCAUGAUAAUAAAUUGUUGAAGAAGUUAGAAGAGUUGAAGCUUUUUUUCGAUA
Messenger RNA from Asparagus officinalis (garden asparagus), 1880 nucleotides. RefSeq names its product anthranilate synthase alpha subunit 1, chloroplastic-like. The transcript has 11 exons. Gene Ontology annotation, molecular function: anthranilate synthase activity. The record is from RefSeq and is a predicted model, not a curated record. The annotation marks the transcript as partial. NCBI's taxonomy places the organism in Eukaryota, Viridiplantae, Streptophyta, Magnoliopsida, Asparagales, Asparagaceae. Gene Ontology annotation, biological process: L-tryptophan biosynthetic process.